AUAUGAAUGAAGACAUUGAUGAAAAUUUUGUCAGACAUUUUCUCUCUCGAAGAAAAUUAAGUUGUGAGCAGAUUGAGAAGAUAUCUGAGAUAAAGAAUAUGACAGGAGCUCAACCAAAAGAAGAAUCUCAAUCACAAAUUUUAGAUAUGGAGACAAUUGAUCUAACCUUACUCCCACCAGUAAACUUUAGGUUGACCCGGAAAGUAGGUUCUGAUGGAUUGCUUGUUGCUUGGUCGACUCCAGAAGAUAAUGAAGUAACUGGGUUCCAGAUAUAUAUUGAUGACAAGCUUGGCCAUAGAGUACGCAGUUCUUCAAGAACUAAAGCUUUGCUGCAUGGGUUAGACCUUCAAAAUUCAAUAAACCUCAGGAUUCAUAGUACAGGGAUAGAUAAUAAACUCUCCAAAGGAGAGUCAGUACAGUACAAUCCACUCACAUUCAUUAGUCCAGAAAAAUCAACAGUUUCAGCGGAGUUUUCCCGAGUAAAAAUUCACAGAGAUUAGGAACGUUAAAGAGAAGAAAACUAACUUUAAACUAAAUAUAAAAAAGUGUUAAAGCAAAUUUAGAUUUACCCAAAAUGUUUAUUUUGUGUA
This is a messenger RNA of Eurytemora carolleeae, 590 nucleotides long. RefSeq lists its product as uncharacterized. The record is from RefSeq and is a predicted model, not a curated record. Bases 3 to 500 code for a protein of 165 amino acids. Lineage: Eukaryota; Metazoa; Arthropoda; Copepoda; Calanoida; Temoridae. The transcript has 5 exons.